AUGUCAAGUGUAACAUUCUUGGAUCGGUUGGAGGAAGUGUACACACGGUUGGUCAGAUGUAUGUUGAUUUUUUAUCUUUAGGAGUAUUUUUUUGUGCUUUUGUAGAUAUUUGGUUAAUUAAUUUAUUGAGAACAAGAAAUAGUUUUGUUCAUAAAGUUUAUAAUUUAAAAUUCCUAUUUCUAAAAUUUUGUGUGAAUAAUAUAAAAUGAACUGAGGUAAUCAUAAUAUUUUAGUUUUCCAAGAUUUCAAAGAUGUUUGUCAAGGUCUGGUGAAUUACGAAGAAGAAGCCAGGUUAAGAGCGGCCAAGGAUGCGAUAAUCUUCAUCUCAUCGAGAAUGGAAGAGCUAAAGAUUGAGUAUGCUGCUUUUGAAGGUGAUGAAAAGGUGGAUACCAAGUUUACAUAUGUUUCUGGGUUCUACGAACGUGCUCGGCUUUGUUUGGAUUCGUAUCUUGAGCUGGACACUAUUGAGCAGUAAGAUUUUCUUGUAUUACUUUUAUUUUUAGGUAUUUCUACAGCGUUUAGUGAGAGUUGAUGGGGCCAGUUUUCAAAGGACGUUUUUUAAUAAGAGUUAUAACUUGGUGACAAUGAUCUUAUUCUUUACGGCCAACUUUGUCAUGUGUACAUCUUAAUAUAUUACAAAUCUAUAUCUAAAAAAUAAUGUAAACUCUAAUUUUUAGGUAUUUACAAGCUGGAGUUGUAGACGAGGUCCCGAUCAUUCCACUAGAGUUUAAAUGGCCAAUUCUGAAGCAUCUUUUGUUAGAAACGUUGACAGAAAACGAGAAGCCGGUGAUUGUGGCAAUACUCAAGUUGGGAUUGUUCAGAACUCAAGUUUGGAAACAAAAUCUGUUCCAAGCGUUUUCCGAAUCUGUUUGCUUUACUGAUGACGGGCAGUUGAUCAUUGGAAAAGUGCCGAUUGCUGAGAAUGUUUUAUUUUUGAUCAACAGGCUGAAUUACUUUGAAGAAUUAGUCAAACGUACGGUGGAUCAACUGGUCGAAACGUUUCUGCAGCCGUUGUUUAUGAAUGCGAAACGGAUUUCAGUGACCCACAAGAAUGGAACGGUGCUGUACAGUUUUGUGAUGCAGAAGAAUGCUCGAGUUGUGGCUGAAAAGGUACCAUCGAUGGCGCUUCAGUAGGUUUUUCUGUUUUUUUUUGUUUUUAGGUAAUAAAAGGUAACAUAUUUGAAAAACGACAGUUUUUAAAAGUUGAAAUAAACUAAAUAUAGAUUGAAAGCAAUUACAAGAAUACAUUAAAAGCCUUUAUUACUCAAAACUCGGUUUUAAACCCUGUAAAAAUUGUAACACAUUUAAUUUCAGAUUCAUGGCAUACCUCAUGAAAGCUUUGAACGAAGCUUUAGGAAAUGGAAAGCUUUUGGCAACUUUAAAUCAACGUAUUUUGACAAUUACAAACACUUUGUGGAUGGCAAACUUAUCCAAGACUUGUGCUUCAAUGGGAACUGAGACUAAAAAGCUGGUUUCUGAUGGUGUACGUCAAUUCGAACAUCUUUUGAAGAAACUUGAGAUUGUGAACGAAGCAGGAUUGGUGGAUCAAUGGGUGCCUGAGAAGUCGGGAGAACAGGAUUUGAAGGUUAACAUCAACAAGCAGGCAUUGUUGAGACGGGACUUGGCUUUGCCUUACACCAAGUUUGUCAAGGUGGGUUCAGAUGUUCGGUUUGGUGGUUUAUAUAGCUAUUUUAAACGUUACUUUUUAUAUUUUUGAGUUGUUUUGGUUUCUCUCUUUAGUUUUUUUGAUCGAAAUUUGGUAUUUGCAGAACACAGAAGUAAUGUCAUCGGCACAGAUAAAGGGUUUGGAAGAGUUUGAAAAGGACAAAAAGAUUGUCAACAAAUUUUUAGAGCAACCUUUCUAUAUUAGGUAACUUUUACGCUUAAAAUUUACAUUUUAUUUAAAAUUUUUGUCUUUAUUACCUAAAAUUAGCUUUAAACGUCUAAUAAACUUUAUUUUAGUGAACACGCCCGCAUAACCUUCCUAUACAUUGAACGUCAACUAAAAGAAGACUCUGAAGUUGAUCCUGCCACUUUGAUUGAAGGCGUUUUGAACAUUUUCAUUUCAACAUUGCGCCCGCAAGUCAUUGGCCUCACAGAUGUGUUCAGAUACUCAAACGAUUGUCUUUUCUUGUCAUGUGUCAUUUUGAUGUUGGGUACUACAAGCCUUAAUAGUACAACUCAAUUUCAACGGAUUUUGAUGGAAAGAAAGAGGAUUCUUGAAAUGGAACUUGACUUCUUGGCAAAUCAACACUUGGCUUUGUCGGAUCAGGCGAUUCAGAAGAUGCUGGAUGGUGAAGAUGACGAGUUUGGAGAGAUGUGGAAGAAACUCGAGCUUUUCAUGGGCAAGGCUUCUUUGGUAUGUUGUUAUGGCAUGUGGUUGAGAGGUUUUUAUAUAAUGUUCGUAGCGUAGGUUCUGGUUAUGUGAAAAAGUCUUGUUUUACUGCGGCUCUGAUCACGGCUCAUUUUUGAUUUAAAAAAAUUGAAUUUGUUUAAAACAUCAACGUUUUUUAUGUUACAGCUUCUCCGAGAACAAGACCUUGUUAUGGUGUCAAACGAGCUGUUCAGCCGAGUGAUGAACAACUUCUUCAACUUGCUUUUCUUCAAGGAUCAUGACCUACAAGGAGCUGAAGCAUACAUUAUCACUAUGAUCAGAAACAUGGACUCGAAUCUGAAAUCACUGUUAAAUCUGAAUCUGAACAGCGCAUUGGUUCAAUUAGUCGAUAGGAAGAUGGCUGUUUUAAUUCAAAUCUUGCUCAAGGAUCAAAAUGUAUGUUAAUAUAGGUUUUACUUAUUCUUAGCUUUUUUUAAUUUUUUAUUAUAAUUGUUGUAAGGUAUCUUAAUGUAAGCUGCGUAAAGCACGUUGGUAAGCUUCUAUAUAUUGUCGAUUUAAUUUUUGACCAAUUUUUGAUUAUAAUAACUAUAACAAUGACAUUAUAAUAGAUAAUAUAUACUUUUUGAAGCUUAACGAACAUUUUUAGGAAUUGGUCACGGAAUGGCGUUCUAAAAACGAAGCAGAUCACAUGAACAAUGUCUUGAAGACUUUGGAGUUUUCUAAUUUGUUGGACAAAAGAUUUGGCAAUGUUGCUUUAUCUUCAGCCCCACCAACACCUUUCUUGGAACGUUAA
Molecule: messenger RNA, 3128 nt
Organism: Bursaphelenchus okinawaensis
Lineage: Eukaryota; Metazoa; Nematoda; Chromadorea; Rhabditida; Aphelenchoididae
Source: the annotation of a GenBank genome assembly